CGCGCGCAUCCGUGCGCCGCCCGAGGCUGGCCUGAGGAGUCGGCGGCCAUUUUGUUCUUCUCGUGGUUCCAGUGGCGAGAGGAGGAGGAAGCCGGGAGCGGGGCGGCUGGGGGGGGGACCCGCCGCGGCUGCUGCUGCCACCGCCGCCGCCACCACCGCUCGUGGGGCUCGUGGCGUGAAGAAGGAGGACGAGUGAGACCCGGGCGCGAGCCGGCGGCGGCGCCGCUGCGGGAGGGUCGGCGGCGGGACGGCGAUGGCGGAUAUCGAUAAACUCAACAUCGACAGUAUCAUCCAACGGCUGCUGGAAGUGAGAGGGUCCAAGCCAGGCAAGAAUGUCCAGCUCCAGGAGAAUGAAAUCCGGGGACUGUGCUUGAAGUCUCGGGAGAUCUUCCUCAGUCAGCCUAUCCUUUUAGAACUUGAAGCACCACUCAAGAUAUGUGGUGACAUCCACGGGCAGUACUAUGAUUUGCUCCGUCUGUUUGAAUACGGUGGCUUUCCUCCAGAAAGCAACUAUUUGUUUCUCGGGGACUAUGUGGACAGGGGCAAACAGUCACUAGAGACGAUCUGCCUCUUGCUGGCCUACAAAAUCAAGUAUCCGGAGAACUUUUUUCUUCUUAGAGGGAACCAUGAGUGUGCCAGCAUCAAUAGAAUCUACGGAUUUUAUGAUGAGUGUAAGAGAAGAUACAACAUUAAGCUGUGGAAAACGUUCACAGACUGUUUUAACUGCUUACCGAUAGCAGCCAUCGUGGACGAGAAGAUAUUCUGCUGUCAUGGAGGUUUAUCACCAGAUCUUCAAUCUAUGGAGCAGAUUCGGCGAAUUAUGAGACCAACUGAUGUACCAGAUCAAGGUCUUCUUUGUGAUCUUUUGUGGUCUGACCCCGAUAAAGAUGUCUUAGGCUGGGGUGAAAAUGACAGAGGAGUGUCCUUCACAUUUGGUGCAGAAGUGGUUGCAAAAUUUCUCCAUAAGCAUGAUUUGGAUCUUAUAUGUAGAGCCCAUCAGGUGGUUGAAGAUGGAUAUGAGUUUUUUGCAAAGAGGCAGUUAGUCACUCUGUUUUCUGCACCCAACUACUGUGGCGAGUUUGACAAUGCGGGCGCCAUGAUGAGUGUGGAUGAGACCCUCAUGUGCUCCUUCCAGAUUUUAAAGCCUGCAGAGAAAAAGAAGCCCAAUGCCACGAGACCUGUCACACCGCCACGGGGUAUGAUCACAAAGCAAGCAAAGAAAUAGAUGUCACUUGACACUGCCUAGUGGGACUUGUAACAUAGCGUACAUAACCUUCCUUUUUAAACUGUGAUGUGUGCUGGUCAGCUUGCCCAGGUAGACCUGUCGGGCCCUCCCUUCUCCAUUUUGAUUAUUGCUGGCACUUGCUGGUUAUAGCAGCAAGUGAAGCAUUUCAUUCUCAAGAAAGCGGUUUGUUUUGUUUGUUUUUAACCUCUGUUCCCUUUGUGGACAGCUCUGAUGAUGGUGUUAAGCUGUACACCUUGGCAGUUUAUCCUGUCCGAGGGGAAAGUGUACAAUUGAUCUUUUUUUUUAAAUUUAGUAUGAAUCAUGAAUAAUGUAAAUGCUUGUUUUCUUUAGGAUAUAAAGAGAGCCCUAGGGUGCGUGAGUCUGUACAUGUAAUUGUCAUAAAUGCAUUCUGUUGAUACAAACCACUGUGAACAGUUUUUCCAAGUUUGUUUGACAGGGACUGCUUUCCCUCACUGUCUCAUCCUGUACAAACUAGUGUCUGCAGCUGUGGCAGCAGGAGCAACCUGCCACCCUGCCACCCACACUGCCCAGGCUGUCUGAAGCACACUCCCUCCCACUGCACACUUAACUGACGAUUAAAGCCAUUCUUUUCAAUGUCUGUGAUUCCUUCCUAAAGCCAAAGUUUCUGUUGGACUGUAUUGGCACACCCUGGACAUGAGGUGGCCAGGGCACCAAGGCUGCGUGCACAGGCCGCCUCCGUGGGGACUCAGAAAGAAGCAGGUUAUUUUAACUAGCAAUAGUGAUGUAGUGCUGGGUAAGCUAUUAAUGGUGGAAGUUAAUGAGACAUUGUACAGUGCCCAUAUAGUCUAUUCACUGAGUAAUCUUUUUACAGUUGGAUCAGGCCUGAACCCGUCCAUUCAGAAAGCUUCAAAUUAUAGAAACAACACUGUCCUAUACGAGUGAUCGAUAAUGCUUUCUUUGGCUACAUUCUUUAUUCUGCGGUGACAUUGAGGCUUAUAAAUCAAAAGGAACUAACUUGCCGUCCACCGGUUUAUACAGAACUCACAGUAUCUAUGACUUUUUUAAACUACGACCUGUUAAAAUGAAUCUGUUUCCACAGAUGCCCGUGUACAAUGCCAUGUGCUAAGAAUGAUUUCAGACUUAUUAAAUGCGAGCUUGUUAACCUGUC
Molecule: messenger RNA, 2375 nt
Organism: Rattus norvegicus (Norway rat)
Lineage: Eukaryota; Metazoa; Chordata; Mammalia; Rodentia; Muridae
Gene: Ppp1cc
Product: protein phosphatase 1 catalytic subunit gamma
Exons: 7
Coding region: 254-1225 (323 amino acids)
Biological process (GO): circadian regulation of gene expression; entrainment of circadian clock by photoperiod; regulation of circadian rhythm
Cellular component (GO): microtubule organizing center; mitochondrion; nucleolus
Molecular function (GO): protein serine/threonine phosphatase activity; phosphatase activity; protein kinase binding
Source: RefSeq, marked validated